ACAUCGAUGGAACUUGACGCUUGUACGCCAAAUACAACAAAUGAAUCGAACUCACGAAAUUCCAGAUGUAUCAGAUAUUGUUCUAUUGAAGUUUACUGGGUAAAAUUAUAUAUUUUAUUUUUAUUUUUCAUGAUGAAAAUUCAAAAUUCAAAAUGAAACGCAGAAAUUAAGAAUAAGAAGAAAGACACUAAUACUUAUGCUUUGUCAGCCCAAAGAGAACAUUACUUUCUGGAAAUACACUUGGGCAGGUAUAUUCUUAUGUUCUUCCGGACACUACAGAUACAGUACAUUAUGUAAAAGAAGAUCGAUGCAGAGAGUGUAUGUUCUGUACAAAAACAUUCUCGGUUCUUGGUAAGAAAUAUAUAUAUAUAUAUAUAUAACAAUUAUCAGCUAUUAUUAUAUUGUUUCUAAAUCUUUUGAUCUUUAUAUAUAAAAAAUAGAACGAAAGAAUCAUUGUCGAACAUGUGGAGGAAUCUUCUGUUCAGGAUGUCUAUCUAGUGUUUCUCUUGUUACUCCUGACAGAUCAACGCGCUUUUGUAAAAGCUGUUUUGAAGAGCUCUAUCCACUCUAUUAAAAAAUACACUAUACUAGAUUAAGUGCAAUAGAAUUUUACCGUUAUCAAUAUAUAUAUAUAUCAAUCUUAUUAUCUUUAUCUGUAUUGAUUUGUUAUAAAAUUUGACACAAUAAAACGUAGAUAAGAUU
Molecule: messenger RNA, 702 nt
Organism: Phycomyces blakesleeanus NRRL 1555(-)
Lineage: Eukaryota; Fungi; Mucoromycota; Mucoromycetes; Mucorales; Phycomycetaceae
Exons: 2
Coding region: 197-355 (52 amino acids)
Source: RefSeq, a predicted model, not a curated record